AUGAGCCGCAGUUUUGUUAGCAGCGCUGAUCUGCGCGGCUGCACUGCCACUUUCUGUGGCUGUUUGACGUACCAGAGGCGCUUUUGGGCCAAGCCGAAGAAGCGCCCGAAAGUUGGCUCCGGAUUUCAUGAGAAGGCGCAGAAGUGGCGCGAUGAGUACCUCCUCGACCGCCACCGCGUGUUGGCAGACAGUCUCCGAGCGUAUGUAGACUUCAGUUCUACAAAACGAGUAGAGCCGUGGGACACUCGCUUUGCCCCGUUUGACCGUGUCGAGAAAGAUGGCGUGUACAUCCUUACUCGCUACCUUAUGGAUGACAAACUACAGCUGUGUAACUACCACCAUCGUCCUGUGAAGCGUAUGCUGUGUAACGUGGGGCUAAUGGGCCCUCAGGUAACUACAACGGCGCGUUGGAAACCGUACCGCUUUGCGACCAAUCCUGCCAACACCACGCGUGCGGAGCGCACCUUCACCAAGGACAAGACAGUCUUCACAGGUUACCAUCACGAUUGA
Leishmania mexicana MHOM/GT/2001/U1103 is the source of this 510-nucleotide messenger RNA. RefSeq lists its product as hypothetical. The transcript has a single exon. Lineage: Eukaryota; Euglenozoa; Kinetoplastea; Trypanosomatida; Trypanosomatidae. The record is from RefSeq and is a predicted model, not a curated record. The coding region runs from base 1 to 510 and encodes 169 amino acids.